AGUGAAAAGUCAGUGCAACUCCGAAGCCAGUGGUAGGCCACGAAGAAUCCUUUCCCAGAACUGCACCACGAGCAAAGUGCGCAAAGUGACGUGAAGGUGAACGAUUGUGUGCCUGCACCGAGUGUGUUUUGGUGUGUGAAAGGCCACUCGCCUGGUUUACCGGCCUUCUCACACCAGCGGCGGCGGCGGUUGAUUGCCAGGUUGCACGGAGAAGCUAUUAACCCUGCCCCGAACGCCAUGGAUAUCGUGCGAGCCGCCAGCGAUAUGUUCUGGUCGACGAAGGUUUGGCUGCCGCCGAAUGUCACCUGGGAAGACAUUCGGCCCGGCGUACGACCGGAUGUAAGCCACGCCGACUACCGGCACCUGAUCUACCCGAUUCCGCUGGCCGUUGUCAUCAUGAUGCUUCGGUCCCUGGUCGAACGGUUUUGGAUUGCACCGAUCGGCAAAGCAAUUGGUAUCAAGAGCACUGGACCAAAGCCACCGAAAGCUAACAAAACGCUCGAAGCAGCGUACAAUUCCAACAAUCGGCUGAACCACAAAACGACGUUGCGCCUCACGAAGCAGUUGGACAUGACGGAGCGACAGGUGGAGUACUGGUGGCGGCGGCGACGGGCCCAGGACAAACCGACGACGCUGGUGAAGUUUUGCGAAACCUCGUGGCGGUGCAUCUACUACACGUACAGCUUCAUCUUCGGUUGCAUCGUAAUGUGGGACAAAUCGUGGCUGUGGGACAUCAAGCAGUGCUGGUACGGCUACCCGCACCAGUCGGUGUCGAACGACAUCUGGUGGUAUUACAUGAUCUCGAUGGCCUUCUACUGGUCGCUGACCGCAUCGCAGUUCUUCGACGUGAAGCGAAAAGACUUCUGGCAAAUGUUUGCCCACCACAUGAUCACGAUCCUGCUGAUGGCCCUUAGCUGGGUCUGCAACCUGCACCGUGUCGGCUCGCUCGUCCUACUCGUCCACGAUUGUGCUGAUAUUUUCCUCGAGUCGGCGAAGCUGACCAAGUACGCCCAGUACCAGAAGGUGUGCGACACCAUCUUCGCCUUCUUCACCGUGAUCUGGAUCAUCACGCGGCUCAUGUUGUAUCCGCGCAUCAUCUACAGCUCGUCGGUCGAAGCACCCCAGAUACUGCCGAUGUUCCCUGCGUACUACAUUUUCAACACGUUGCUCAUACUGCUGCUGGUGCUGCACAUCGGCUGGACGUAUUUGAUUCUUCAGAUUGUGGUGAAGGCAAUCAAAGCAGGACAGAUGGAGGGUGACGUGCGGUCCAGUUCCAGUGACGAAAUCUCCGAUAGUUCGGAAAAUUCUCGCCCAACCCUUUCGAACGGUGGAACGCCCAAAAAGCAGGCGACACCAAGCAAGAACGGGACGACGGACCGACGGAUGGGUCAGUAAAGGAACGGUGUCUCGCAUUGGGGCACACCACCCGGGCCAUCACUACUCAUCACCAUGAAGCUGGAACAUCACGACGAUGGCAGGCGCAGCUGCCUACGGUGCUGCUGCUUUUGCUGCUUUUGAGUGUUACGGCAGACAAGCCACUGAUCAAAAAGCCCCUGUACCCACAUAUGAAUGAAGGAACAGCCCGUUUAUUCUACUACUUGUUACUGGUCCCUCCUCCUUCUGCUCCUUGUUGCGGUCGACUACCUAUUAUUGCUAAAAACAAACAAAACACAAACCGACAACGUGCGUGCAACAACGCCGUGGCCUUCGCCUCACCAGUGUCUGCUAUCCAUGGCGGUGUUGUUUGGUGCAUAACUAAUGAGAGAGAUGGAUGGUCCACGUUUCGAUCAAGCAACAAGCAAACUACCAAAACGCAAACCGGCGGAGGAAUACUUUUCACGACUCUUGUUUGGUUUUCAGUGCGCUCCGCUACCAACCCUGAUAGGCUGAUAGUUUGUAAGAAAAUGAAGUUAAAACGCCGACGAGGGGAGCAUGAGAAAGCAGCGGGAUGGACUUCGACACGUUGGGCGUUAGAUUAGAGAGGAAGAUCCACUACAAGACGCGCACAGGUUCCGGCGCCACUCUUGCGCCGCGGAACUGAGGCGUAGAACAAUGUCAAACCUAAAGAAACAGUAGAGAGUAAGGUAUUUAUUAGCUUAGUAAAUUGGCAGAAAACAAAACAAAUCCAAGCGCCGCUAUUCAUCAGCGGGACCGCGCUGCGCCGGGCGAAGGAGACAGUGGACAGUCGGGACAUCAUGAUAAACCGACGGUAACGAUCGAUCCGAAGAGAGAGAGAGAGAGUAAACGCAUAUGAUCGCUGUUACUGCCGCUGCGACAGUUGAACACGCUGUGUUGAAGCAAACGAGCUUCGCGCGGGAAAUAAUAAACUGUUUGUACAUUACUCUGCUACACUAGAAGCGACUAAACAAAUCAAACCGAAACAGAUCGAAAUCCACAUGGGCAAACGGUGGGCCCCCGGCAGUUGGCCAAGUUGGCUACGGCAUGGAAGUUGAUUGCAAUAAAAUCCAUUUUUGGAUAUCUAUCUAAAACAUAGAGCGAGACCAACACCGAACCGAACACAUUCCGUUACCGCUUCGAUUCGUGCGUGCAAACUAUGAUUAAGAAUGUUUUCUUGGUGUCUUCGAUGUUUCCAUUGGCGUCGAAAAGGAAGUAAAAAGAGAUAGCAAAAUAGAUUGCAAACCCGUAAAUGGCCCUCAUUGUCAUUUUUGUGAACAUUCGAAUUGGUUUUCUGUGUUUGCUCUGAUGAAUACAAAAGUAUGAGCAUGGCUCACUACGCGCGGAUGUUGAACGAAGUGCAUUUCUAAACUGACAAGGAAGCGAUUCAACGUUGCACAGUAUAGCUGCAUUGGCAGGACUUUAAUUAAUAGGCUUUAAAAUUGGUCUACAAACGAGCCAAAACUUACCGAUGGAUCCCAUUUGAGAAUGCUCGAACAUAAUGCGUCAUGAGUAAAACAGGAGAAGGAUCAUCCGGAAGAGAAGUUGUACAAAAACAAGAGAAUGAUAUAUUUCUCGGUUUGUUUUUUAUUCGGCCCUUUAUCAUAUUCUUUUGGAUAUUUGAGAUCGUUUACAGACAAGUAGCACGCAUUGGCCGACGAAUGGGUUUUAUACCUUUUUCCAAAUGCUUUCUGUGUUACGAGGUAUCAGCUAAUUGUUUGAGUUUGCAAAUAAGUUUGCAGUUUGCAACCGCGCCAGUGAAGGUACUCAAAUCGUCUAUGCGUUCGUAUUAAAAUCACAAACUGGAAGCUGACGGUCGAAAAUGAAAUGAAAUGAA
Anopheles bellator is the source of this 3232-nucleotide messenger RNA. Its product is annotated as ceramide synthase 5. The record is from RefSeq and is a predicted model, not a curated record. The transcript has 5 exons. Lineage: Eukaryota; Metazoa; Arthropoda; Insecta; Diptera; Culicidae. Gene Ontology annotation, molecular function: DNA binding; sphingosine N-acyltransferase activity. Gene Ontology annotation, cellular component: membrane. The coding region runs from base 238 to 1395 and encodes 385 amino acids. Gene Ontology annotation, biological process: ceramide biosynthetic process.